Messenger RNA from Fusarium oxysporum Fo47, 861 nucleotides. RefSeq names its product RTA1 like protein-domain-containing protein. Gene Ontology annotation, cellular component: membrane. The transcript is spliced from 3 exons. The coding region runs from base 1 to 861 and encodes 286 amino acids. The record is from RefSeq and is a predicted model, not a curated record. NCBI's taxonomy places the organism in Eukaryota, Fungi, Ascomycota, Sordariomycetes, Hypocreales, Nectriaceae.
AUGGUGAACUAUUAUCGCUACGAACCCUCUCUUCCCGCAUCGAUUAUUUUCAUCGUCAUCUUCGCACUCUCAUCUGCCCUUCACCUCUUCCAAAUCAUCAAGACAAGGACAUGGUUCUUCUUACCAUUCUUAGUUGGAUCAAUCUUUGAAACUGUCGGCUUCAUCGGCCGUGCGAUUGGCGCUGAGCAAGCACCAGAUUAUACGUUUGGUCCUUAUGUCCUACAGACUCUACUCCUGCUUCUCGGACCCACUUGCUAUGCAGCGUCCAUUUACAUGAUCCUGGGGCGCUACAUCCGACAAUUGAAAGGGGAGCAGUUUUCACUGAUCAGGCCGAGUUGGUUGACCAAGAUCUUUCUGCUUGGCGAUGUGAUCUCUAUUGCUCUGCAAGGGAUUGGUGGUGGAAAGCUCGUGAAUGCUGAUACCCCAGACGAUAGAACGAAAGGAGAGGACAUCAUCAUCGGCGGCUUAAUAGUCCAGGUCCUGUUCUUUGGUCUGUUCAUAGCUGUAACGGGGCUGUUUCACUUCCGAUUUGCUAGGCAAUCUACAGCACAACCAUUCAUCUGGCAGAGACUCUUAGUGGUAAUCUACGUGGCAAGCGCCCUCAUCCUUAUCAGAUCGCUCUUCCGUAUGAUUGAGUACAUUGAGGGGCAUGACGGAGAGCUCCAGUCCAAAGAGGUGUACGUCCUUGUCCUCGAUGCCGUUCCAAUGACCAUUGCCAGCGUUAGUCUCAACAUCUUCCAUCCUUCGAAGUACAUGAAAAGCGCGAGAAAAUCCCUCAACGAUUCGGAUAGCGAGGUCGGAUUGAGUGACCCGCAGGGCCACUCGUUGGGAACCAUGGUGAGCAGAAGGCAAGAGGUUUAG